Messenger RNA from Closterium sp. NIES-67, 1337 nucleotides. NCBI's taxonomy places the organism in Eukaryota, Viridiplantae, Streptophyta, Zygnematophyceae, Desmidiales, Closteriaceae. The record is from the annotation of a GenBank genome assembly.
UGAGUUAUGGGCACAUCGCACACUGCUGAGGUGGCGGCCAUGUCAGCCGUCAAUCACCCCAACAUCUUGCGACUGCACGGCAAGGCCAUGGACCCAUCCCAGGGCCUCAUUCUCGUGUAUGAGUUUAUUCCCCGAGGCGACAUCAAGAUCUUUCUGACAAGAGUCCGCCAGGGAGAGGUGCACUUCCCCUGGAGGGAUCGUAUGAGGGUGGCAGUGGGGUGUGCCGAGGCGCUAGCUGCCAUUCACGCGCACAAGUUCAUUCACCGUGACUUCAAGUCGGCAAAUGUGCUUCUGCGCGAGGAUCUCACUCCAGUGGUGGCUGACUUUGGUGUGGCUCGCACCAUAGAGGACUGGAAAACGCACGUUACAACAGAUGUGGUCGGAUCGGCUGGCUACAUCGACCCAGUCUAUUUCCAGAAUGGCCAACUAAGCCAGAAAUCUGACACCUACGCAUUCGGCAUCUUCCUGUUAGAGCUCAUUUCGGGUUUUCCGCCGAUCAGUGACCGGCGAGUGCACUUCCCUUGGAGGGAUCGUAUGAGGGUGGCUUUGGGGUGUGCUAAGGCACUAGCUACCAUUCACGCACACAACAUUGUUCACCGUGACUUCAAGUCGUCAAAUGAGCUUCUGCGAGAGGAUCUCACUCCGGUGGUGGCUGACUUUGGUUUGGCUCGCACUAUAGAUGACUGGAAAACGCACGUCUCAACGAAAGUGGUUGGAUCUAUGGGCUACAUCGACCCAAUCUAUUUCCAGACUGGCCAACUAAGCCAGAAAUCUGACACCUUCGCUUUUGGCGUGUUCUUAUUGGAGCUGAUGUCUGGCUGCUGCCCCCUCAGUGCACAGUACCAGGAGUUGAGGCAGUUAAUAAUCUCCAAGGAUUUACCCGACCCUUUGUUGGUUAUGGACCCUGCUAUCGAGGGGGACCGUGCAAACUGCCAAGCUGUUCAUCUCAACCAUCGUUCGCCUGCACGGAAUCCGAAGGCGAUCGUGACCCCCGAUUCAUGUCCAACUUCUGGAAGAAAAUGUGGGAACAGUACUGUACACGUCCAUCUGUCCACUGCUUACCACCCACAGACCGACGGUCAGACUGAACGGACAAAUCAGACCAUGGAGCAACUGAUACGGACAACCUGUACCGACCCGACCCAAUGCGUAGAUUCCCUCCCUCUGAUCGUGUUCGCGUAUAACAACGCCCAUUCGUCAACGACUGCCCAAUCAUUGUUCUACCUGAAUUACGGUCUAAACCCCAUGACUCCCACUACACUGUUAGUUGAGAGCCCUGCCCUACGAUCGAAACAGUUCGUCAAGGACUUAUAGACUGUAUAGAAAAACGCUACCGU